AUGCAUCUCACAAUUUUAUCCCGUAAAAUUCCCACCUUGAACGAGGCUCAAUUUCGCCAUGAAUUUCGAGUUAUUCACGCCGAGCAGACUAUUUCCAUCGCCCAAAACCUGGGCAUCAUUCACCAAUACGAGCAAGGCCUAGCCCUGCAAACCCUCAAUAAAACAAUUCUAGACCGAAGUGCCUUACUUCCUCUCAAAGAAGCAUCUAAAUAUGAUGCCUUCGCUCGACUCACCUGGCCCAGGCUGGAGGUUAUGCAGGGAUCCUUCACAACGGAGGACUACCGCCGAACGGCUGGAGAACAUAUUUUCGCGGAGCCUUUCCAAAUAUUCAUCACUGAACCACUGAGCACAGAGGCAACACGGCAAAUCGCGAAAGAUUCCCUGAGCGAGGAAGAAAUCGUCCGAGUGAUCAUUCCCAUACAGCACUCCGCCAACGGAGUUGUCAGUGAAUCGGACUUUGAGGAACGAUGGGAUCAGCAUGCGUCUUUUAUAUCCUCGACAGGUGCGGUAUAUACCCGCCACCGGAGCUUAGAUAUUUCGCCCGAUCAACUGGCGCGGAUAUUCGACCAGACGCAAUUCGAUUACCGGCUUGUGGUUGCUCGGGGAGGGUACGAGGAGCUGUUGUUCCAUUCGCGAGCGGCAGCAGAGAAGUUCUUCAAGCAGUAUGCUGGGGAAAUGCGGGACUCAUAUGACCGGUUUGUCGAUCCGGCCUUGGAGCUGUUUAUCUACGACCAUGUGAUGCAGUUUGCAGCAGAGAAACGAGGCUGGUGGCAGGUGGGCGCGGGAUUGGCCGUAGGAACGGCGCUGAGGAUGAAAAUUAUCAUGGGGGUUUGA
Molecule: messenger RNA, 834 nt
Organism: Penicillium pulvis
Lineage: Eukaryota; Fungi; Ascomycota; Eurotiomycetes; Eurotiales; Aspergillaceae
Exons: 1
Coding region: 1-834 (277 amino acids)
Source: RefSeq, a predicted model, not a curated record